Molecule: messenger RNA, 1335 nt
Organism: Batrachochytrium dendrobatidis JAM81
Lineage: Eukaryota; Fungi; Chytridiomycota; Chytridiomycetes; Rhizophydiales
Exons: 6
Coding region: 192-1163 (323 amino acids)
Biological process (GO): positive regulation of ATP-dependent activity; protein folding
Cellular component (GO): cytosol
Molecular function (GO): ATPase activator activity; protein-folding chaperone binding
Source: RefSeq, a predicted model, not a curated record
GAAUCUAGCUGAUUUUUAUAUAUCUAUUCAUCAUUGUAUGUAUCUAAAUUUAACUCUAUUUGGUUGUUUAUUUAUUGAAUUCGACCAUCCCACAGUCGAAUCUGUCACAUUUCAUCAGUACUCUUCAUACUUGGACAUUCUGAUACAUCUGUUGGCUAAUUUUCUCGUCAUUCUACUAUACAGAAAUAGUCAUGUCUAUCCAAACUGGUACCAAUUGGAAGAAUGUCAAUAACUGGCAUUGGGUCGAAAAGAAUUGCCUUCCAUGGGCGAUUGAGUACAUGAACAAGCUCAAAGGACUUGGUGUUUCGGAUAAUGGCGUUACUGUAGUUGUGAGCGAAGUAGAGAGCGUGACUGGUGACGUAGAUCUCAACCAGCGCAAAGGCAAAAUCAUUAGCAUCUAUGAUGUUGCAAUUAACAUGAAGUGGAAAGGCACUGAUGCUUCCGGUGAGCCGGCAGAGGGAAAAGUUGUGAUUCCCGAAUUGAUGCAUGACACUGACUUGAAUGAUCUUGUCUUCAACUUUACCGUGGAGAAUGACAACGACAAAACACAUGCGAUCAAAGAAGUUGCUCGAAAAAAACUUUGUGUAGUAAUUCGCGAAGCAUUGGGUUCAUUCGCCAAGGACUUGAUUGAAUCUCACUCCAAGGACGUGUAUAUUCCUCCAGAAAACAUGAAAGGACAUCCAGUGCUUUCCACAUAUAACCCCAAACCUCCUGUUACCACUUCUCAACCUGUUUCGGCCGCUAAUACUAGUCGUGUUGGUGGUGUAGUUGAAAUCAAACAACGUAUCGAGUUUAUCGCCUCUCCGCAUGAUAUCUAUCACACUCUUUUGGACCAGCAACGUGCAUGUAUCUGGACUCGUGGCAAUGCAGAGAUCUGUCGUGUUACUGGGGGCGAAUUUAGCCUUUUCAAUGGCAAUGUAUCUGGCUCAAUUACCCGUCUUAUUGAAAACAAAACUAUUGAGAUGAAAUGGCGUGUGCAAUCUUGGCCUAAACAUCACUACUCUACUGUCGUAAUGAACUUGGAGGAAGGAGCUGAUGAAACCAUACUAAAUCUUGUCCAAAAAGGAGUUCCUGUUGGCGAAAAAGAAACUACUGAAACUAACUGGACAAAUUACUACUGGAACCCAAUCAAGGCUACUUUUGGCUUUGGAACUAUUCUCUAAUAUUCUCAGUGGGAUAAUUUUCAAAUGCUUGGCAAUUUAAACUAUUGAUUGCAUUGAUAGUAUGUUUAAUUUCCGAUGCAUUGAUACUGCUAUAUUUUGGCCCAAAUGAUAUUUUACAGUCCCCUUAUCCAGUAAUUGGUCAAUAAAGAUGUGAACUUGAAAGUUUGAUUCU